AAUAUCAGGUCUGUGUCAGUGGGUGAAGUAUUCGCUGUAAACACGUGUACAGCUCCUGAAAGGGGACUCGGUUACUCGAUUUAACCCAAAAACAUAGUCCGAUUUUUCGAAUGUCUGCCGGAUGACCAAAAAGGAUAUGUAGGCGGGCAGUACAGCGUUGAUAAGCAAAGGUGCAUCCUAUUUGGCUACAAUAGAAAAAAGUGGGACAGCUAAAAUCAGGCACCAAGGCAACAAGCCUUAAGUUUCGCAGCCACAACCAACAAGGGGAAACUACGAAAAGAAGGCGGGCGGAGCCAUUGAUGUAGUGCUAUGGGGGCCAACACAUCGAGCAGAUCCGACGCGAGUCUGCUCGGCAAUGAUGAAGUCAAUUUCGAUCACUUCCAAAUUCUUCGUGCCAUAGGCAAGGGCAGUUUCGGCAAGGUUUGCAUUGUCCAGAAACGCGACAACGGCAUCCUGUACGCCAUGAAGUAUGUGAGUCGGUCGGCAUGCGAGCUACGAGGCGCUCUGGGUGGUGUCAUUAAGGAGGUGGAACUGCUAUCCUCACUAGAGCAUCCAUUUCUUGUCAAUUUGUGGUUUUCAUUUCAAGACGAAGAGGAUUUAUUCAUGGUCUGCGACCUGUUGACUGGCGGCGAUUUGAGAUAUCACUUACAGAACCGAGUGGAGUUCUCCGAACAGAGUGUGGCCUUAUUAGUGUGCGAGCUUGGCAGUGCGCUGGAGUACCUGCAAACGCAACGAGUUGUCCACAGGGACAUCAAGCCUGAUAAUAUUCUAUUGGAUGAUGCCGGACACGCCCAUUUGACUGAUUUUAAUAUUGCCACAAGGUUGCAAAAGGAUGCUCUGGCUUGCAGCAUGUCAGGAACGAAGCCAUAUAUGGCGCCCGAGGUGUUCCUCUGCGCCCUGGACGAAGUGGCAGGAUACAGUUAUCCGGUUGACUGGUGGUCCCUGGGCGUGGUGGCCUACGAGAUGCGGGCCAACACCCGCCCAUUUGUAGUGCACUCGAACACGCCGCUGGCAGAAAUCAAGAAUAUUCUGAACACUCCAGUGCACUAUCCUCGUUACUGGACCAGCAAUUUUGUCGAUUUGCUGCAGAAACUGCUCUCCCCCUAUCCUGGGGCCAGGAUAAGCACGCAGCAGGAGCUGCAUCAGACGCCACUUCUGAGGAAUAUUGACUUUCAACAAGUCCUCGAUAAGAAGACGAAACCCAUUUUCAAGCCCCCCGAAGACCAUUUGAACUGUGAUCCCUGUCUGGAGCUGGAGGAGAUGAUUGUGGAGACACGACCUCUUCACAAAAAGAAGAAGCGUUUGGCAAAGCAGCGUUCCGCGCAACGUGACAGUGAUCCGGAGACAGCUCUCGUCAAGGAGUUCAUCGUCUACAACCGCUACAAGGAGCUGAAGCGGAAGGCCAUGGAGCAGAAGGAGAACGACUGGCAGCGCGAGCUGGAGUUUGCGAUGGCCAACUCCAUAGUCAAUAGUCUGGCACCCAUCCAGGAGAAGCCCAAUCCUAGCAUCGUGCAAGCUGCUGACGGCGCGGCAUCAUCCUCGACAGGGGCAAAGGGAGCGGCCUGUAAGGAUAGCGAAAGCAUCGAAUUCAUAGACCGGACUCCGUCUCCCCAGACCACCACUACAGUGCCUGACCCGGCACUGAACCCACAGAAGGGAGGCUGCACAACGUCGGACAAGGCAACGAGCCCCCAGUAAUGCAGAAACUCCAUGAUCGUUAUAGGUUUCAAAGCAAAAAGCACAAACAAUUAACGCCCACGCACCCAGCGAUAACAUGAUACGAUAUCCAAUCCAUCCCACCCCCCCACAGAAGUACCAGAACCUAUUUUUCGAACUCUGCUGAAUUUCAUUAUUGUAUAUGUAUAUAAAUGAUAUAUAAAGAAAUUUGAUAUCCCUUAGGGUAUUUCACAGGCCUGCAUAGGUUUUAAGAUCCUUUGUACAUAUAAAUAAAUAGAUUUUAAACAAAAAAAUCAAAAUAAACUAAGCAUAGCACUGCACAAACUUUUUCGAUUUUUUUUAGUUUUUAUUUCAAGUUAUAUUUCAUUCAUGUUUCACAUUUUUUUUGUAUAAAAAAGAGUAAAUAAUAUGUUCUGCAUUGUAUAAUUGCUGUUUCACGUUUCUGUUGAUCUCUUGUUAAAAUUUAUAAUUAGGGGUAUUGGUGUUUCGUUAAUGUGAAGACACUAACCAAAAUUACAAUAUUUUUUUUUCUUUUUUUGAAUUAUUUUCGCAGCAAAAAUGCAACAUUUUAAUAGUUUUUUUUUUUGUGUGUUUCAUUCAAUUUUUCGUUUACGAUUUUUCGUUUUAUUUGGGUUUUUGCGAUUAAUAUUACAAAUAUUAAGAAUAUUUUAUCUUCACCCGUAGUGGCCCCACUCGAAAAGCAGCUCAACUGCAUAAUUGAGAUGGGUCGCUAAGUCGCUAAGAUAUUAAUUGCAGAAGGGGCGAGAAAAACGAAAUGAGAAAUUGAUAGGAAAGGGUCAUCAUUAACUUUAGACUGUGGGCUGCCACAGGAACAAGUUAGUAAACGUUUAUAUAUUAUAGAAAUUUAGUUCCACUUCUGUGUGUGGAACGAGUAUUUCUGCAAUGAUUGUAACUAAUUUAAAUUUCAGUUAAGUUGCUCAACGAAUUUUCGUUUUGUUUUUUUCUUAGGCAAAAACAAAUGCAAUUGUUUAAAAAAAGCGUCAAUGGUUUGAGUUAGAAAAUGUUGCUUUUGCUCUUGUUAGAAUAAUGAAGGAGAAGAAACUACAAGCUGCAAAAUAUGAUCUUCAGUGUAUGCCUGUGUAGCUGAAUGUUUGUAUGUGUUUGUGUAUGUGUGUCUAUGGUUGUGUGUU
Molecule: messenger RNA, 2828 nt
Organism: Drosophila ananassae
Lineage: Eukaryota; Metazoa; Arthropoda; Insecta; Diptera; Drosophilidae
Product: serine/threonine-protein kinase 32A
Exons: 9
Coding region: 310-1698 (462 amino acids)
Biological process (GO): regulation of signal transduction; protein phosphorylation; G protein-coupled receptor signaling pathway
Molecular function (GO): ATP binding; G protein-coupled receptor binding; G protein-coupled receptor kinase activity
Source: RefSeq, a predicted model, not a curated record